AUGGACACAGAGGACGGCUUUUAUUCUGCGGCCGCGCAGUGGUGGGAUGUUACCACAGUCAAGGUGAAGUGCCCUAUUUGCCUCAAGCUCCAUAGGCAUGGUUUUUCUGGAAGCUACGACCAAAAUCUGCGUGCCACGCACUGUGACACAAGCCAGGAGUUGGGCUUCCCCUCUUACCGGCUCACUUUCCCCUUCUCUACAUCCUCAGGAGGGACGGCGUAUGAAAUCGACAAGAUAAAUGUGAGGUACGUGGCCGUUGAUGCUGAUCCGACCGCCUUGGAACUACCGCCCCUGCGAGACAGCAGUGACAACCACGAGUCGGACAAAGAAGCUACCACUACACCGCCCAAGUUGGGAGACGCGCGUGAAACGAUUACACUUGAUGCAAGCGACCAUAUUCUUAGCAGAUUAACCGCGGCGUUUGGAGGGAGUGAUGAACCCUAUACUACGAACAGGAUCGAUCAUGUUACAAGCCGCAUGCUUCACUUCGGGGACGAAGACUACGUGAAGGAGUAUCUUGAUACUUCGUCUGAAGCGGAGCUGUUCCUCCACGGCGUCGAUGAAAAGGGAGAUUCCAUAUUGUAUACCGCCGCUGCUGAGCGGUAUUCUGGCAUCGUACGGCUUUUACUCGAGCGAGGCGCCGACCCCAACUUCCAGAACAAACGCGGGAGGACGGCAUUGACGGAGGCGGCGCUCUGGGGACGCUGCCAGAACGUCAAGGUCCUUCUUAAACACGGGGCAGAUAGAAGUCUCAAAGACCACGAUGGCUUUAUUGCCCUGCAGUUUGCCGAGCCUUCUGCGCGAAAUGAAGAAGAAAGAUAUGACCGCUCUGGAGGAAAGGUACAGGCAUACAAGGAAACCACGCACACGGCAAACCAGCAGCGAAGAAUGAUUGUCCAUCUUCUAAGUGGCGCCCAGGAAGUCCCGUCUCUCAUCACACGGACAAACUACCAGCAUCACGUCUUCGUGAAGUCGACGGACAAUAUCAGACUUUUUGCUCCGAUCAGUGAGUAUCCUAUUCCUACCCAAUGGAAAACCGUUGCUCGACUUGAACGAGGAGGACGGUAUCCCUCCGUCUCGGCCAUGAGCGGAUGGGCACACAACCAGACAGUGAUUUUGAUAUCGGGCAAGGACUGGACUGCUGAAGUCAUGCGGAUAUGUCAGCUCGUCAACCAUCAGCUCAUGCCUCACAUUUACGACAACGGCAAAUCAGGACGGUACCAUGCCUCGCACGCCGAGAAGCAAAUGAUAGCAUAUUUCAUCAACCAUCAUGUUUUCUUGGAACCGGAACUCGGCAAGCAAGAUGCAACCGACGACGCCGUGGAACAGUUGGCUUCUGCAAUGCAAAACUGGGGAUUUCAUCCUACGGUUGACCGAUCACUUCGAGGGCUUGCUUCCAUGGUACCACCAGUCAUGCUCAGACGGGCGCUCAUUCUGGUCAGCCAGGAGCCCUGUGCGGACUGUGCGACAUUUAUCGAGCACGUAACGAGCAAGCUGGGUUUAGAUAUCAUGUUGUCGGGCUGGGGAGGGUCACACCGCGCACCAUGA
This is a messenger RNA of Cladophialophora yegresii CBS 114405, 1548 nucleotides long. RefSeq lists its product as uncharacterized. The coding region runs from base 1 to 1548 and encodes 515 amino acids. The transcript has a single exon. The record is from RefSeq and is a predicted model, not a curated record. NCBI's taxonomy places the organism in Eukaryota, Fungi, Ascomycota, Eurotiomycetes, Chaetothyriales, Herpotrichiellaceae. Gene Ontology annotation, molecular function: protein binding.